GAUGGGAUUUCGUGAGUUUUGUUUGACAGGUUAUUUAAUUGUAACACGAUACGAAACAGAUAAAUACAAAAAGCUAAACGUAGCUAAUGACUGUUGUUUACGUAGUCGUAUGGUAUAACAAAUAGAUGUUGAGAUUUGUUUUCCUGUUUCAAGUGGCAGAUUGGACUGUGCAACGAUUUCCUGCUUGGGAGAGGAGAGAACGUGAUAGAGUUGAAAACGCAUCUGGACACAACCCACACCUCUGACUGCUUUACAAGUUGGACAAAUGGGCUACAACACUUUCGUUUGCUGGAUGCGAUUAUAAACGAGAAGCUGUCCAUUUAAUGGAGUAACUCUACAUGGGAUUUAUUUGCUUCUUUUUUAUCGUGGAUGGCAUGGCUUUUGAAGAAACUUAACCCUGGUAGUUGUGAAAGUAUUUCUGAGAAAAAGGGGAUUUAACGUUUGAGAAAGACGUCUUCUAUUUAUACACUUAAGUAUAGCCAAAAUGGAUCAACAGAACCAAGCAAGCGGCGGGGAGGAUCCAAAUAAGCCCUAUAAAAGAAAAUCUAAUGAAGAUGAGAGUAAGAACAAAAAGCUGAACAUACACAUUAAAACAUUGGCUGAUGACAUGCGUGACAGGAUCACCAGUUUUAGGAAGACGGGCACAAAGAAGGAGAAGCUCCUCAUCCAGCACCCCACGGACCCCCAGUCCACGCAGGUGGAGCUGCCCGUUCCGCAGCCGCUCUUCGACGACCGCUCCAUGAACCUCUCGGAGAAGGAGAUCGUAGACCUCUUCGAGAAGAUGAUGGAGGACAUGAACCUGAACGAGGAGCGCAAGGCGCCGCUUCGGGGGAAGGACCUGAGCACCAAGCGGGAGAUGGUGGUCCAGUACAUCUCUGCCACGGCCAAAUCUAUAACUGGGAGCAAAGUUGCGGGAGGGCUGAGGAACAGCAAGCAUGAGUGCACGCUGUCAUCGCAGGAGUACGUCCACGAGCUGCGCUCCGGGAUCUCCGAGGACAAGCUGCUCAACUGCCUGGAGUCCCUGCGCGUAUCCCUCACCAGCAACCCAGUCAGCUGGGUGAAUAACUUUGGUCAUGAGGGACUGGGGUUGCUCUUGGAUGCGCUGGAGAAGCUGCUGGAUAAGAAACAGCAAGAAGGCAUCGACAAAAAGAACCAGCACAAGCUCAUCCAGUGUCUCAAAGCCUUCAUGAACAAUAAGUAUGGGCUGCAAAGGAUUUUGGGAGAUGAAAGAAGCCUGCUGCUCCUGGCCAGAGCAAUUGACCCGAAGCAGACCAGUAUGAUGACAGAGAUUGUCAAGAUCCUGUCGGCCGUCUGCAUUAUCGGAGAGGAGAACAUCCUUGAUAAGAUCCUGGCUGCCAUGACGAUUGCGGCGGAGAGGAAUAACAAGGAGAGAUUUGCCUCCAUUGUAGAAGGUCUGGAGAACCAUGAGGCUCAACAGCUGCAGGUGGCUUGCAUGCAGCUGAUCAAUGCCCUGGUCACCUCUCCGGACGACCUUGACUUCAGGAUACACCUACGCAACGAGUUCCUGCGCUGCGGUCUCAAGAAGAUUCUGCCGGAGCUGAAAGAGACAGAGGAGCUGGACAUCCAGCUGAAGGUGUUCAAUGAGAACAAGGACGAGGAUGCCAUCGAGCUGUCCCACCGCCUCGACGACAUCCGGGCUGAGAUGGAUGAUAUGAAUGAGGUCUACCAUCUGCUGUCCAACAUGGUGAAAGACACGGGGUCAGAGAACUACUUCCUGUCCAUCCUCCAGCAUCUCCUCCUCAUCAGAAAUGACUACUACAUCAGGCCGCAGUACUACAAGGUGCUCGAGGAAUGCGUCUCCCAGGUGGUGCUCCACAGGAAUGGCAUGGACCCGGACUUCGGCUACAGAGAGAGGCUGGACGUGGACUUCAGCGUUCUCAUUGACCAGUGUGUUGAUAAAGCAAAAGUAGAAGAGAGUGAACAAAGAGCUGCAGAGUUUUCCAAAAAGUUUGACGAGGAGUUCACUGCGCGGCAGGAGGCCCAGGCCGAGCUCCAGAAACAGGAGGAGAAAAUCAAAGAGCUGGAGGCGCAGGUCCGCGCCCUGCAGACGCAGUUAACUAGUGAGAGAAACAAGCUGAAAGAGGCUCAGAGACUCCUCAGCGAAACUGACAGCAAGGUUGCGGCAGGUCCCGUGGCGGGAGGUGUCCCCCCACCCCCUCCCCUCCCUGGCGGUGCUGCGCCUCCACCCCCACCCCCUCCACCUCCUCCUCCGCCACCGCCCGGAGGCUGCCCUCCGCCCCCCCCUCCUCCACCCCUACACUGCGGCAUCCCGCCCCCGCCUCCCCCUCCUCCCGGGUGUGGCCCGCCGCCCCCACCCCCUCCCCCAGGGGGUGGAUUUCCACCUCCCCCGCCCUUCCCUGGGGCACCUGGGAUCCCGCCGCCCAUGGCCCCGCCUGUCGUCAGACUGCCUUAUGGACUAGAGCCUAAGAAAGUAUACAAGCCUGAGGCGGUGAUGAAGAGGGUCAACUGGUCCAAGAUAGUGCCUCAGGAAAUGGCAGAGAACUGCUUCUGGAUCAAAGUCAAAGAGGACAAGUAUGAGAAUCCGGACCUCUUCGCACAGCUCUCCCUCAGCUUCUCCACCAAGUCUAAAGUGAAAAAGGAUGUGGAUGAAACGGAUGACAGGAGAGUGAACCAGUUCAAGAAGAAAGCGAAAGAGCUGCGGAUCCUGGAUGCCAAAACCGCUCAGAAUUUGUCGAUAUUCCUGGGAUCGUUCCGCCUACCUUACGAGGAGAUCAGAGACAUCGUGCUGGAGGUGGACGAGGAGCGGCUGAGUGAAGCUCUGAUCCAGAACCUGAUAAAGAACCUGCCGGAGCAGAAGGAGCUGGCGGCGCUGGCCGAGCUGAAGAGCGAGUACGAGGAGCUGUGUGAGUCGGAGCAGUUUGGCAUCGUGAUGAGCUCGGUGAAGCUGCUGCGCUCCCGCCUGAGCGGCAUCCUGUUCAAGCUGACGUUUGAGGAGCAGGUGAACAACAUCCGGCCGGACAUCAUGAAUGUGACGUUCGCCUGCGAGGAGGUGAAGAAGAGCGAGGGCUUCAGCAGGCUGCUGGAGAUGGUGCUGCUGGUGGGGAACUACAUGAACGCCGGCUCCCGCAACGCCCAGACCUUCGGGUUCAACAUCAGCUUCCUGUGCAAGCUGCGGGACACUAAAUCAGCAGACCAAAAGACAACGCUGCUCCACUUCCUGGCAGAGAAAUGUGAGGAGAAGUACCCAGAGAUCCUGAAGUUUCCCGAUGAGCUGGAACACGUGGAGAACGCCAGCAAAGUGUCGGCCCAGAUCCUGAAGGCCAGCCUGGACACGAUGGAGCGUCAUAUCCAAAGGCUAGAGAACGACAUCCAGAACUUCCCCAAGACCGAAGACAAGCAAGAUAAGUUUGUGGAAAAGAUGUCCGGGUUCUCCAAGCAUGCCCGUGAGCAGUACGAGAAGCUGGCCACCAUGCACAAGAACAUGCAGAAGCUCUAUGAGGGCCUGGGAAGCUACUUCGCCUUCGACCCCCACUCCGUUAGCAUCGAGGACUUCUUCGGGGACCUGGCCAGCUUCCGCACCCUGUUCCUGGAAGCCAUGAAGGAGAACCACAAGAAGAGGGAGAUGGAGGAGAAGAUCAAGAGAGCCAAGCUGGCGAAGGAGAAAGCGGAGCGCGAGAAGCAGGAGCGCCAGCAGAAGAAGAAGCAGCUGAUUGACAUGAACAAAGAAGGAGAUGAGACAGGAGUGAUGGACAGCCUGAUGGAGGCUCUGCAGUCCGGGGCGGCCUUCCGGGACAGGAGAAAACGAACGCCGCGCGCUGGUGAUCAAAGCCCCUCCAGUCCAGGCUCUCGGUGGCCGGGUGCUAACCAUGACAACCGACGGGCAGGUCUGGAGAGGUCUCGCUCGCGCCACAAUGGCAACCCGUCGGCCCGAUGAUCACAGCCCGCCUGAGCCAGCCCUCCUCGCCUCGCGGGAAACGUUAAGACAAGUGCCAAAGACGCGGUGAUCAGGACGCCGUGGGCAUCCGGGGGAAGGACCUUCUCAUGAGCAGACACUGGGAGGGGAUGAGGAACCGCAGAGA
Messenger RNA from Megalops cyprinoides (Indo-Pacific tarpon), 4061 nucleotides. RefSeq names its product diaphanous-related formin 2 (gene diaph2). The transcript has 31 exons. NCBI's taxonomy places the organism in Eukaryota, Metazoa, Chordata, Actinopteri, Elopiformes, Megalopidae. Gene Ontology annotation, molecular function: small GTPase binding; actin binding; microtubule binding. The record is from RefSeq and is a predicted model, not a curated record. Gene Ontology annotation, cellular component: actin filament; cytoplasm. Bases 485 to 3916 code for a protein of 1143 amino acids. Gene Ontology annotation, biological process: actin filament polymerization; actin cytoskeleton organization.